GUUCGUGUUAGUUUGCGUCGUCGCCGGUCCAAUCCCUCCUUAGAAGUACCGAUACUUGCUUUCGCCAAGCUUCAAGCUUCAGUCAACAGUCCAAGUUAUAACUGUGCUGCCAAGUGCCACAUCGUAAACACAAUACAAAACAACACUAUAUUUUAAACAAAAACCCUUCAACGUUUGAUCAAUUUCAUUUUAAAAUGCGUAAAAUAAGAUCUGGGGUGAAAUAGGCGAGUUCGAUAUAUUAUUGUAUUCUUAUCGCGGCAGAGAAGAGGACAGCUUUAAACUGUAUAACUACUGUGUUAUCUUCCCUGUGCGAUGUUGGGGGAAAGUUUUGGUUAACAAGUUGGAUCUGAUCGUCUACUGGGACUUAUUGCGAAUGUGUAUUGAAACGUUCAUCGCUAUCCACGGGCGCACUGCUAUGCGCCACGAUUUGGUGCAUUUUAUAAGACAUACAUCCUCUGAUCACUACUGCGAAGGAAGACUUUAGUUACUGAGACAGAUCGCUAUUGAUGGCGUUACUGAACAAUCGCGGUGAUUGGUAUUUGUAUAUUUGGCUUAUAUAUCGUAAAAUCUAUUCAGCUGUUAUAUGGUUACUUGGCAAUCAUUGUCGAAGUGAUAAGAGUCGGUCUGUGAUAAGCGCCAGUGUCAGCAGCCAGUCGAUUGGAGGCCUCCACAGAGUGCGGACGCGUCGUAGGAAAUCACAGCAGCACCGUAUUAAGCAUAUCGUCGCACUAGUGAGGAGACCUUCAUUGAGAAGAAUAGUAAUGGCACCAGGACCGAGUACUGCACAUGCCAUGAUGGAGGACAAAGAAAAAACUCUUUCAAAUGUGACGAUGCGUAGACGUCGUAUCAGUCAAUUCGCACCGCUGCUGAUCGCUCUGGUGGGCUUGCCUGCACGCGGCAAGAGCCAGCUGGCGCACCGCUUGUCCAGACAUCUCAACUGGAAUGGGGAGAGCACUAAAGUUUUUGACUGCAGCGAAUAUCGUCGUCGCCACAUGGCACUUUACGGCAGCCAUGACAUCUUUCGCGCGGAUAAUCAGCAAGGCUCUGCAAUCCGUCGUCAGAGCGCACGCGAGGCCGUGCAAGAUGCUGUGCUGUGGCUCAAAGAUGGAAACAGUGUUGCUAUUUUCGAUGGCACAAACAUAACAAGGGAGCAACGUCGGGAACUAAAUGAUUACUGUAUCUCUGAUAUGGGCUUCAGGAUAUUGUUCAUUGAAUGCGUUUGCGAAGACCAAGAAUUACUUGAAAGGAAUAUAAUUGAGAUUCUCCACUAUUCCGCUGACUAUAAAACUAUGAGCGAGGAGGAAGCUAUAGACGACUUAAGGAAGAAAUUGGAACACUACAUGCGUCAAUAUGAACCGAUCGAUGCGAAUUUAGAAAGCAACAUAAACUUCGUACGCGUCGAAAACAUGGGCGAAACAGUAACAGCUCAUAAGGUUUCAGGUCAGAAGGAAUCGGGAAUUCUCGGUUAUUUGUCAGGAAUGAGAGCCUUGCCACAGACUUUAUACUUCACUCGGCACGGGGAGAGCGAAUACAACGUUCUCGGUCGUAUCGGAGGGGACGCAGCGUUGUCCCCGCGUGGAGAGAGCUACGCCCAUGCGCUCGCGGAACACCUUAACGGGCUAUCCGUGAGAGAACCUCUUACUGUAUGGACAUCAGAACUACGACGCACGAAGCAAACUGCAGCUGAAAUUUUGGCGCCCAAAAGAUCCAUCCGAGCUCUCAAUGAACUGGACGCUGGUAUUUGCGAAGGGUUGACCUACGAGGAAAUGCAAGAGCGUUUCCCACAGGAGUUCGCAUGGCGUGACCAGGACAAGUUGCGCUACCGGUACCCGUGGGGCGAGUCAUACAUUGAUAUAAUGACUAGACUGCGUCCGGUUCUGUCAGCUUUGGAGGAUGAACACAACGUGGUUGUUGUGGGACACCAGGCUGUGUUGCGUUGUAUGCUGGGAUACUUCCUUGAUGCGAAGCUUGAUGAGCUUCCCUACAUGAAUGUACCUCUGCACACAAUCGUGAAGUUAACAUCAUACGGAUACAAAUACAAAGUCGAGAUGAUAAAGUUGCCUAUAGAAUGUGUGGAUACUCAUCGUAAACAGCCUAAGAACUGCUCAAUCAACCGCAGCACAGCGGACGCGCUUGUCACAGUACCAUCGCACUACGAUACACUGCCAUCAAAUCUCUGGCAAAAUACAGAAGCACAACUUUAGGCCAUCGGCCGGGCUGCGGUCCGCUAAAUUACCAAAUCAGCAUUAAUACUGGGUUACCCAAUCCCCAGUGUGGAAAGGCCCGAGGCCAUAUUCGCAGUUGUGACAGACCGCGAAUGAAGAUGUUCAGAAGCCGUGUAGCGAUCAUCAAACUAUCUGUGUCUCGUUUCCUCGCCGUAUGCGAGAGAGUGACGGAUGUAUAAUGAACGUUGUUUUAAACGAUUGCAAGACUGAAGGAUCAUCCGAAACGUCAAUGUAGUUUAAAUCGAUUUGUGUUCUUAUUUUAAUGUUUAAUUUUCCUAAUUAUAUCAAAAUUAUAGUUAUCUUCCCUUAAUUAUAUCGAUUGUAAGAAUAUAUUUUACUUUAAGUUACAGAUAUGUUAGUGAAGUAAAAUUAUUUUGUCGAUUUAUAUCAUAAUAUGACAAACAAUUUAAUGUUUUAUUACGUAGGUAUUUUGUAAGUAGUAUAUCAUGUCAAUUGUAUGUUAAAAAGCGCGUUAAUGUACAAGCAAUUGAAUUAAAUACAUCUUUUAUCGUACCUACGUGUUAAAUUUCUCAAUGUAUAAUUUGUACGUUUCUACUGCGUCUGUCGUACUUUUUAUUGGACUCGAGCCAAUGCAUGAACUGGUCACGAGCCGAUUGUAUACUGUACAUCGCAUUUAGGCUUUAGAAAAUGCCACUUCAGUCAAUGUAUAAAUAAAGCAGUUUUGUAUCAAAUUUAAUAUACAUAUUAUAAAAUAUAAUCAGAUGUAUAUAUUGUUUGUCAUAAUAACAUACAUUUUAAAAUUGAACGUUUGUUACUAUUUCUGUAUUAUACAGAUCAUAUCAUCAUUAAUUAGGUUAAGGUUAUAGUUAAGAUAAUUAAAUACAAAGAGAUUUGAUUGCGAUUGCUUGCAAUUGUUUCAUGUUUUACCUAUUCCAUAUAAUAAAAUUAGUCGAGAUAUGCUCAAAGAAGUUACUUAAAAACAAUAGAAAAUAGACAUCUGCACGUGUAUCCUUGUAAAUUAAU
Vanessa tameamea is the source of this 3209-nucleotide messenger RNA. Its product is annotated as 6-phosphofructo-2-kinase/fructose-2,6-bisphosphatase-like. The transcript is spliced from 9 exons. NCBI's taxonomy places the organism in Eukaryota, Metazoa, Arthropoda, Insecta, Lepidoptera, Nymphalidae. Bases 507 to 2204 code for a protein of 565 amino acids. The record is from RefSeq and is a predicted model, not a curated record. Gene Ontology annotation, biological process: fructose metabolic process; fructose 2,6-bisphosphate metabolic process. Gene Ontology annotation, molecular function: ATP binding; fructose-2,6-bisphosphate 2-phosphatase activity; 6-phosphofructo-2-kinase activity. Gene Ontology annotation, cellular component: cytosol.